UGUGCCGAGCGUUCGAGGGAUGGGCUCAUGACCGGCGACGGUCUAUCUUACAAUUUGAUAAUUCCGUUCGUUAAGUCCUUAGGCUCAGGGGUUGCCCCCUUGUCCCUUAGCUUUGUUGGGUUAAGUGCCCGAUAAUUAGCAAUAUGGACAAAAGGAAGCUGUCAACACAGGGGGACUCCUUGUAUGAACUCCUAGGCUUACCCAAAACAGCCACCCAGGAGGAAAUCAAGAAGACAUAUAGGAGACUGGCCCUGAAGUAUCAUCCUGACAAAAAUCCAGACAAUCCAGAAGCAGCUGAAAAGUUCAAAGACAUCAACCGGGCGCACGCCACGCUCAGCGACUCGAUCAAACGCAACAUCUACGACAACUACGGCUCCCUCGGCUUGUACAUCGCCGAGCAGUUCGGCGAGGAGAACGUCAACACCUACUUCCUGGUGACGUCCGGCUGGUGCCGCGCGCUCUUCAUCUUCUGCGGCGUCAUCACCGGCUGCUACCUCUGCUGCUGCUUCUGCUGCUGCUGCAACUUCUGCUGCGGGAAGUGUCGGCCGGCCGCGCCCGACGAGUCCGGCGCCUACCACAACCUCAACCCCGACGACCCUGCAGUGGUGACCUCCCAGCCGACCUCGGCUGGGCCCGUCCGCGGCGAGGGAGACGGCGACGAGGAGUUCGACCUGGAGGCGGGCAGUCCGGAGCGCGAGGCAGCCGCCGGCGCCGGCGAGCCGGUCACCAGCCAGCCGCAGGCGUUCGCCAUGCCGCCGCCGCCGUCGGCCAACCAGAGUCAGCCGCACCAGUCCGCCAACCCUAACAACCCGUUCGCCAUGGCGGCGCCGGCGCCAGCUCCGGCGGCCGAGGCCACCACAGGCUACGGGCUGCAGUAGCUGUCCGUUGCGCGGCGCUAGUGUCGGACAGGACCGCCGUCGUCGACGCCGGCCUCGCCGACAGUGCCGGACUGAUUCCGACGUAGGCCGGCGUUCGCGUCGCACCGCGGCUGGAUAGAGGUCGCGAACCCGUGCCUAGGUCAAGCACCCGAAAAUGCCGAGGAUCCAAAACAAGCACCUAUCGAGAAUCUUGCCGGCUGCGUGACCUGUCAGUCAGGUGGCGCCGGUGGACGGGUCCGCUGUGCCGGACUGGUUGCACUGGCCUGAUGACGUGGGACUGACCCGCGCCUUCACUCAGCCUGCGCCAUGUUGGGAUCCGGAAUUCCGCGUGCAUGCCUUCUUCCGGUGCACGUUAUGUUCGGUGGGGUCUCGAGAUACACGCUUAGAGGCAUUGUCCGGUGCCGCUUCAAAUUCAGCAGCCGAAUGGUCGUCUCGUCGUCGGCUGGCAGAAACAGUCCGGCAUGCCUGGCCUCCGGGGGAGUCGGUGCCGCGGCGGCUGCCCGGUGUGGGGCCUCGGCCGGUGCCCCGCAGCGCGUGUCGACCUUGGAAGCAUCCUCGGCGACCCGUCCCCGGCUGGUGGAACUCGCCGACCGGGGGCCGCUCUGCCGCCAGGCGGCGGUCGCGUCAGUAUUACCCCUCGACGGGGACGCGUGGAGGCGGGCCGGCGCGCGCAGGACUGAGGCGGUCGGCGCGGGAAGAGCCCGCCGCCGACCUCUAGUCAUGCUGGCCAGUCUCGUCGCCAGCAGGGAAGGGAAGGGGGGUGGCUGUCCCUGGUCUCGCCCUCGUGGAUAGAAUCGCCGCGUGUGAUGUUGGUGCACUCGCAAUAUAGGCGCCGGGGGAGGCGCUCGCUGAACGUGGUUCUAAUCAGCGGUCGGUCCGCGAUGUACAUACUAGCGGGCGUUCACUUUGCCGUCUGCACAUCGAUGGUGCAGCAGUGAUGAGUGGGUGUGGCACCUGGCCAACACACCUCUAGUCUCCUGUGUUCUAAUUGGUUUGCUGUACCCGCCUGUUAGACUUUUGUCAGUGCCGGCGCUACCAGUGUGUGUUGUGCCGUGUGUGGGUGUUACGGAGCUAACUUAGCUAUAGGUGUGACCUCUGAGUCUGUCGAUCUUCAGACAUUCCCUUUAUCGCGCCUCGCCAUAUCUUGAGCCUUCCCUCGCCUUCAUGUGGUCCAGUGAGUGCGUCCCUUAUCUCACUUUAUCUCAACAUUCCUGCCACCGUCGAGUACUGAGCAAAUGCCUAUCGAACAACUAUCAAGCCUUGGUUUGUCAGAAAGUGCUCAGAUGUGGCGCCGCGCAGUCUCGCGCGCUCGAUGACGCAUGUGAUAAUUUCGAUUCGUCGAUUUCUAGUUGAUUUUUUUGCGCCGGUCGGUAGGAGCGCGUUUGUGCGGGUAGUGAGGACCGGUUCGCUGUUCGCCGAGGCCGAGGCGCUCGCUCGCCACGUGCCGAGGGUGGUCGUGGUGAUGUGGCCUCGUAUCGUCCGUCAAUUCUAGCGUUUGUACGCAAACACGCGCUCCAUGGCUAUAAAUAUAUAUGAUAAGGAACGCG
This is a messenger RNA of Pollicipes pollicipes, 2425 nucleotides long. Its product is annotated as dnaJ homolog subfamily C member 5. The transcript has 6 exons. Gene Ontology annotation, biological process: regulation of neuromuscular synaptic transmission. NCBI's taxonomy places the organism in Eukaryota, Metazoa, Arthropoda, Thecostraca, Pollicipedomorpha, Pollicipedidae. Gene Ontology annotation, cellular component: type Is terminal bouton. The record is from RefSeq and is a predicted model, not a curated record. Bases 144 to 878 code for a protein of 244 amino acids.